This is a messenger RNA of Carlito syrichta (Philippine tarsier), 2715 nucleotides long. RefSeq names its product transmembrane channel like 2 (gene TMC2). The transcript is spliced from 20 exons. Gene Ontology annotation, molecular function: mechanosensitive monoatomic ion channel activity. Gene Ontology annotation, cellular component: plasma membrane. Bases 1 to 2715 code for a protein of 904 amino acids. Gene Ontology annotation, biological process: detection of mechanical stimulus involved in sensory perception of sound; vestibular reflex. NCBI's taxonomy places the organism in Eukaryota, Metazoa, Chordata, Mammalia, Primates, Tarsiidae. The record is from RefSeq and is a predicted model, not a curated record.
AUGAGCCACCAUGCAAAGGGCCUGAAAGAGGAAGCUCGAGGUGAAGUGAGACGGCAGGGGAGAAGCAGCUCUCCACGUACAGGUGACAAAUUGGAGAGGGGACCCCCAAGCAAGCGGACUCCAAGAGCUGAGCAGGCACGGAGCCCCCCAGGCAAGCGUGGAGCCCAGCAGAGCCAGAAGGAGUGGACUAGGGGCAGCCCAAGCCCGGGAUCUCCCCGGAGGAAGCAGACAGAGCACAGGAGACUGGGAGAGCAAGAGCGGAGCCAGAUAGAAAGGACUAGUGAAAGGAGGAGGAAGAGGGAUGAGAGGGCUUCCCUCAAGGAGCAGAGAGCGCCCUCAAAGAAGGAGAAGGAGGUUCCCAGGAAGGAGGAGAAGAGGAAGCGACGCAAAGAACCCAGAUCCUCCUUGGCUUCCAGUGCCUCUGGCAGGGAGUCCCUGUCUGAGGAGGAACUGGCCCGGAUCCUGGAGGAGGUGGAAGAAAAAAAGAAGCUCAUUGCCACCAUGCGGAACAAACCUUGGCCCAUGGCAAAGAAACUGACAGAGCUCAGAGAAGCCCAGGCAUUUGUGGAGAAGUACGAAGGAGCCUUGGGGAAGGGAAAAGGCAAGCGACUCUAUGCCUACAGGAUGAUGAUGGCUAAGAAAUGGGUCAAGUUUAAGAGAGAUUUUGAUAAUUUCAAGACCCAAUGUAUUCCUUGGGAAAUGAAGAUCAAGGACAUUGAAAGUCACUUUGGUUCUUCGGUGGCAUCGUAUUUUAUCUUUCUCCGAUGGAUGUAUGGCGUUAACCUUGUCCUUUUUGGCUUAAUAUUUGGUCUAGUCAUAAUUCCAGAGGUUCUGAUGGGCAUGCCCUAUGGAAGUAUUCCCAGAAAGACAGUGCCUCGGGCUGAGGAAGAAAAAGCCAUGGACUUUUCUGUCCUCUGGGAUUUUGAGGGCUACAUCAAGUACUCCGCACUCUUCUAUGGUUACUACAACAACCAGAGGACCAUCGGGUGGCUGAGGUACAGGCUGCCCAUGGCUUACUUUAUGGUAGGCGUCAGUGUGUUCGGCUACAGCCUGAUGAUUGUCAUUAGAUCGAUGGCCAGCAAUACUCAGGGAAGCACAAGUGAUGGGGAGAGUGAUAACUUCACAUUCAGCUUCAAGAUGUUCACCAGCUGGGACUACCUGAUCGGGAACUCAGAGACGGCCGACAACAAAUAUGCCUCCAUUACCACCAGCUUCAAGGAAUCAAUAGUGGAUGAACAGGAGAGUAACAAAGAAGAAAACAUCCAUCUGACAAGAUUUCUCCGUGUCCUGGCCAACUUUCUCAUCAUCUGCUGUUUGUGUGGAAGCGGGUACCUCAUUUAUUUUGUGGUAAAGCGAUCCCAGGAAUUCUCCAAGAUGCAGAAUGUCAGCUGGUAUGAAAGGAAUGAGGUAGAGAUUGUGAUGUCCCUGCUUGGGAUGUUUUGUCCCCCUCUGUUUGAAACCAUUGCUGCCCUGGAGAAUUACCACCCACGCAUUGGACUGAAGUGGCAGCUGGGACGCAUCUUUGCACUCUUCCUGGGGAACCUCUACACAUUUCUCUUGGCCCUGAUGGAUGACGUCCACCUCAAGCUUUCUAAUGAAGAGAAAAUAAAGAACAUCACUCACUGGACUCUGUUUAACUAUUACAACUCCUCAGGCUGGAACGAGAGUGUCCCCCGGCCACCCCUGCAUCCUGCAGAUGUGCCCCGGGGUUCUUGCUGGGAGACAGCCGUGGGCAUUGAAUUCAUGAGGCUGACGGUGUCUGACAUGCUGGUAACAUACAUCACCAUCCUGCUGGGGGACUUCCUACGGGCUUGUUUUGUGCGGUUCAUGAACUACUGCUGGUGCUGGGACCUGGAGGCUGGAUUUCCUUCAUAUGCUGAGUUUGAUAUUAGUGGAAAUGUGCUGGGUUUGAUCUUCAACCAAGGAAUGAUCUGGAUGGGCUCCUUCUAUGCUCCAGGACUGGUGGGCAUUAACGUGCUGCGCCUGCUGACCUCCAUGUACUUCCAGUGCUGGGCGGUGAUGAGCAGCAACGUCCCCCAUGAGCGUGUGUUCAAAGCCUCCCGAUCCAACAACUUCUACAUGGGCCUCCUGCUGCUGGUGCUCUUCCUCAGCCUCCUGCCGGUGGCCUACACCAUCAUGUCCCUUCCACCCUCCUUUGACUGCGGGCCAUUCAGUGGGAAAAACAGAAUGUAUGAUGUCCUCCAAGAGACCAUUGAAAGUGAUUUCCCAACCUUCCUGGGCAAGAUCUUUGCUUUCCUCGCCAAUCCAGGCCUGAUCAUUCCAGCCAUCCUGCUGAUGUUCCUGGCAAUUUACUACCUGAACUCAGUCUCCAAAAGCCUUUCCCGAGCUAAUGCCCAGCUGAGGAAGAAAAUUCAAGCGCUCCGUGAAGUUGAGAAGAGCCACAAAUCUGUUAAAAGCAGAGUCACAGCCAGAGAUUCAGGGGACACACCUAAAAACAGCUCCAAAAAUACCACCCAGCUCCAACUCACCAAGGAAGAGACCACUCCUCACUCUGCCAGCCAAAGCCAGGCCCUGGACAAGAAGGCGCAGGGCUCAGGGACCUCUAGUUCUGCCAGUGGGACUGCGCUGCCUGCCUCCCAGCACCUCCCGGUGUCUCGGUCCCCUGGAGUCAGACCAGGUUCUGACCUCCCGCGAUCCCAGCCUCAUUCUUCCAGGUCAGCCUCUGGCAAGAGUGCUCAGAGACCUCCCCACUGA